Callorhinus ursinus (northern fur seal) is the source of this 953-nucleotide messenger RNA. RefSeq names its product histone H3.1-like. Gene Ontology annotation, molecular function: DNA binding; protein heterodimerization activity; structural constituent of chromatin. The record is from RefSeq and is a predicted model, not a curated record. Gene Ontology annotation, cellular component: nucleosome. Lineage: Eukaryota; Metazoa; Chordata; Mammalia; Carnivora; Otariidae.
CGGCGCUACCAGAAGUCCACCGAGCUGCUGAUCCGCAAGCUGCCGUUCCAGCGGCUGGUGCGCGAGAUCGCGCAGGACUUCAAGACCGACCUGCGCUUCCAGAGCUCGGCCGUGAUGGCCCUGCAGGAGGCGUGCGAGGCCUACCUGGUGGGGCUCUUCGAGGACACCAACCUGUGUGCCAUCCACGCCAAGCGCGUCACCAUCAUGCCCAAGGACAUCCAGCUGGCGCGCCGCAUCCGUGGGGAGAGGGCGUAAGCUUCCUAGCGUACUCCGUAUACGCUACCCCCAAAGGCUCUUUUCAGAGCCCCUCCAUUGUCCUCAGAAAGAGCUGUUAACCUUGGAGUAUGUUACUACAGUCCUAUGAGAAAGAACUCGGGGAUGUUUCGAGGAAGGUCUUGUGUGCUCAAUAGUAAAUUGAGGACUGGAGAAGGUGGCUAUGUUCAGUAAAACUUUGUUCCACAGGCAGACCCUGCUGAAAAAUGCGCGCAGGAAGGAGCUGUUCCUGGAUAAGCAUUUUUAAAAUGACCCAACCAUUUUAGAAAUUAAACCUUCUAGACUACAGGAAGUGACAAAAAGGACGCCCAAGUUUUAGGAAAGUUGAGCUCAGGUUCCUAUGGAUUAUUGUGUAAAUGGCAAUUACAGUUUAUCUUUGCCAAAUGAUCCCCCCAAUGCUUUUACUUCAAAAACGUGCCUUUUAUUUGCUUUCCUGUGAUGUGAAGGAACAAAACCGGGAUUGCCAACAAGUGGUGUUCUCUUUUCCCCUGUGUCAAUGUAAUGUUUGAGAAGAGUAUGCUCUUGGGCUUUGUGUAUGUGAUUAUGGUGGAAAAUGGGCCAACAAUGACCUGGACACCGACCUGCAGGCUGUCUGUACAAUGAGCUCCCAGUAGCUCUAAAAAUUUGUCCACCUGUUUUAAAAGUGUGCUCCUCAGUCUGAAAUUGGAUUCUCAUUUUUU